Messenger RNA from Cajanus cajan (pigeon pea), 696 nucleotides. RefSeq lists its product as uncharacterized. NCBI's taxonomy places the organism in Eukaryota, Viridiplantae, Streptophyta, Magnoliopsida, Fabales, Fabaceae. The record is from RefSeq and is a predicted model, not a curated record.
UCUAAAAAUCCCGCCUCGUUCAGCCUCUGUUUUGAAACCCUCACCCAACCACGCUCUCUCCCUUUUCCCGCCUCUCUCUCCCUCUCCCUCUCCUUAAAAUCCCUAAUCCUCCUUCAUCCCUCCAUUACCAUUCACCAUUCACCACUCUCCACUCACCACCACAACCUCUCUCUCUCUCUUCCGCCAUGAACCGCAGAGCCAGACCAACCAUCCCUCACCACUUCCACAAGUACCUCAAACCCGGCGCUCUCGCCCGCAUCCGUGACUCUCGCAUCAGCGCCAGAUCUCACCGCCUCAACGCUCACAAGAUCCCGCUCCACCGCGCUCCCUCGACGCCGCCCGCCGCCGAUCAGCCUCAGGUCACCGCCACCGCCGCCGACGUCGGCUAUCCUUUCUUCGCCCCGAGGAUCUACGGCCCGCGCUGUCCGCAGCACAAGAAACUCAUGGCCGCCAAGUCCGUCUUCUUCGUCCCGGUCAGUCCCGCCGCGGACUCGCCCGAUCUGGUCAUCGACGCUUUAGGCGCAGAUCUUCUCCUCGCCAAUUGAAUUUUCAUGAAAAGAAAACUGUGCGAUUCUUCUCUUGUAGGACGUAGAGCGGUUUAGAUGUGCAGAUGCAGCACUCUUGUUUAAUUCUGUGAAGAAAAAAAAACUCAGAUAGGUCUGAAAUUAAUAAAGCGAAAUCAAUUUUCCUAUUGCA